CGUUGGGAUGCUCAGCGUAAAACUCACGCUACAGUGGACACCCAAGAAAUUAAAGAAUUCUUUUCAGGAAAGAACAAAUAGAAAAUUUAUCAGGAAAAUAGAAAGUCCUAUAUCCUCUCUGGCUUUGCACUAGCAACCUUCUGUUCUUCGUCUGUCUGAUUUUGAUUACAAUCACAUUUUCGUUUUCAUUUUUAUUUUUGUAUUUGUUUUUAUCAGCGAGAAAGAAAAGUAGAAUUUUGGAAUACACACGAAACAAAAUCGUAUGAUAUCUGAUCUGAGGGUGCGAUGGUGAUGGGCAGCUUCUUCUUUCCUGAUAUUGCUGCUGACGAUCCCCGGCCAUCUGAAGAAGAGCAAUGAGGUCCGGUCGAUUAUGCACAUUCGGCGUAGCGUAGGGCCUUCACCUCGGCAUUGAAAAUUCGUCUCUGCCUGCCUACUCGACAGAGUGAGUGAGUGAGAGUGAGAGAGAGAGAGAGAUUGAAGGACAUAGACGUACAAGUAGUGUUGUUUAGUUGUUAUGCCAAUGGAGGAGGAGGCAAUGCAAAGCAAGGAAAAGGCAGGCCGAAGGAACGGGUGCAAUCCGGUUACGAAGGGUGGCCCUGUGUCCAUGGAUCAUGUGCUUUUGGCCCUGGGAGAGACCAAGGAACAGAGGGAGCUCAGAAUUCGUAGUCUCUUUAACUUCUUUGACACCGCAAGUAUUGGCUAUUUGGACUACACCCUGAUUGAGGCUGCCCUCUCUGCCCUCCAGAUACCCUCCGAGUACAAGUAUGCCAAGGAUUUGUUGAAUGUCUGCGAUGCCAAUCAAGAUGGCCGUGUCGAUUACCAAGAAUUUAAGCGCUACAUGGAUGAUAAAGAGCUCGAGCUCUAUUGCAUCUUUCAAGCCAUAGAUGUCGAACAUAAUGGUUGCAUUCUCCCUGAAGAGCUCUGGGAUGCACUUGUAAGGGCAGGAAUUGAAAUUGAUGAUGAGGAACUCGCUCGUUUUGUUGAGCGUGUUGAUAAGGAUAAUAAUGGUGUUAUAACAUUUGAAGAAUGGAGAGAUUUUCUUCUGCUUUUCCCUCAUGAGGCAACCAUCGAGAAUAUUUAUCAUUAUUUGGAAAGGGUAUGCCUUGUUGAUAUUGGGGAGCAGACUGUAAUCCCAGAGGUCAUCAGUAAGCAUGUCCAUGCAAGUAGAUAUUUGAUUGCUGGGGCAGUAGCAGGAGCAACAUCACGCACAGCUACUGCUCCUCUUGAUCGUUUAAAGGUUGUUUUGCAAGUACAAACAAAACAAGCUCGCAUUAUGCCAGCAAUAAGGGAUAUAUUUAGAGAAGGGGGAUUAUUGGGCUUUUUCCGUGGCAAUGGUUUAAAUGUCUUGAAAGUGGCUCCUGAAAGUGCCAUCAGGUUCUACACUUAUGAAAUGCUGAAAAAUUUUAUUGUCCAUGCUAAUGGUGAAGAAGAUCAGGCUAAUAUUGGCACUGCAACUCGCCUUGUUUCUGGUGGCUUAGCAGGUGCUGUGGCACAAACUGUUAUUUAUCCCAUGGAUCUUGUUAAAACACGAAUCCAAACUUAUGCUGGCGAAGGUGGAAGAAUUCCAAGUCUUGGAAAUCUGUCUAGAGAAAUAUGGGUUCAGGAGGGAUCCCGGGCAUUUUAUAGGGGCCUUGUUCCAUCUCUACUUGGGAUUGUCCCUUAUGCUGGCAUUGAUCUUGCUGCUUAUGAAACCUUGAAAGAUAUGUCCAAGAAAUAUAUUCUGCAUGACGGUGAACCUGGUCCUCUUGUGCAAUUGGGAUGUGGGACUGUAUCAGGAGCUCUUGGUGCAACAUGUGUGUACCCAUUGCAGGUUGUCAGGACAAGAAUGCAAGCACACACUGCAUAUAAAGGAAUGGGCGAUGUAUUCAGGAGAACCUUCCAACAUGAAGGGCUAAGGGGAUUCUACAAAGGAAUAUUUCCAAAUCUCCUUAAAGUAGUUCCAUCUGCAAGUAUUACUUAUAUGGUUUAUGAGUCCAUGAAAAAGAGUUUGGAUCUGGGAUAAAAGCAUUAUGCAGCUCCAAAUAAUUGACUAUAGAGUUGACACAUUGACAAUGGUAUCGUGAUAAAGAUGUUGAAUAAGGUUCCUAAUUGAAUAGAUCAAAUCAUUUUUUUUGAGUCAUAGCAUGAAUAAUAGUGCCAGCAUUAGAUUUCUUAAACGGGCAAAAUUGGCUUGUCCGUAAAUUUGGGGUGUCCCAAAACUUAUAUUAAGCCUUAUAUGCAUAUGCAAUGGGGCAUUGUUGUAUUGUAACACUGAAAGUAUAGUGUAACUUGAGCAUAUUGUAAUACCUCUGGUAUAAGUUAUAACCAUUUGCCCAUUUUAUGUAAAAUUUUUGUAACUGAUUA
This is a messenger RNA of Prunus persica (peach), 2343 nucleotides long. Its product is annotated as calcium-binding mitochondrial carrier protein SCaMC-3. The transcript has 5 exons. Bases 515 to 2002 code for a protein of 495 amino acids. The record is from RefSeq and is a predicted model, not a curated record. Gene Ontology annotation, biological process: transmembrane transport. Gene Ontology annotation, molecular function: ATP transmembrane transporter activity; calcium ion binding. NCBI's taxonomy places the organism in Eukaryota, Viridiplantae, Streptophyta, Magnoliopsida, Rosales, Rosaceae.